Molecule: messenger RNA, 1303 nt
Organism: Harpegnathos saltator (Jerdon's jumping ant)
Lineage: Eukaryota; Metazoa; Arthropoda; Insecta; Hymenoptera; Formicidae
Exons: 2
Coding region: 287-1303 (338 amino acids)
Source: RefSeq, a predicted model, not a curated record
UGUGCCUUAAAAUGGGAUGAAAUGUAUAUAAAAAGUUAUGAGGAAUAUUCUUUAAAAUUAGAUGAAAUAGAAGGUCUUGUCGAUCUAGGACCUCCAGGUAGAAUAAACGAAAGAGCUAAGUGCGUAUUUGUGCUUUGCCUUGAUAGUUUGAAUGCACAUCAUCCGUGGCGACAACCUUUAGCGUAUUUGUUGAACUUGUUGAAAUGCUUUAAAAUUAAAGGAAAUAGUUGAAUUAGUGAAGAUAUGUUUAGACAAAUUAAAUGAAACAGGUGCUGAUGUGCAACUCAUGACAUGUGAUCAAGGUGUAUACAAUCAAGCUGCGUUUAGUCAACUCGGUGUUGAAGUACAAACACCAUUUUUUAUAUAUAAAAAUAAAAACUAUUAUGCUUCCUUCGACUUCCCGCACUUAAUUAAAAGAUUAGCUAGUUUCCUUAGAACACAUGAUAAGAUAUAUUGCAACGGGGAAAUAAUUGCAUCAUAUUCAGAUUUUAUUAAGACGUGGUGUAUCGAUAAUGCUACAAAAGGAGGCUCAAAUUUAUUAUCCCAUAUAACAGAGGCACACAUUCGUCCAAAUAGUUUUGAAGCAAUGAACGUGAAAAGAGCGUUUCAAUUAUUUAGUAAUAAAUUCGCAGCUGCAAUUAAAAUAGCCGGUGACGAAAAAGAAUUAGAUUCUAAUACAUGGAAAGCUACGGCUGAUUUUGCUGAAUAUAUGAAUAACGUAAUAGAUGCUUGCAAUUCUUAUAUUAAAGUUAAAUUUGGUGGAAAACGGCCAUUAUCCCAAAAAAAUCCUGAUAUUGAAAUACUUUUGACUAAUUUUGUGCAGUGGUGUUCAGGAUGGUCAAAAUUUCCGAAUAAAGUAUUUCAAGUUCCAUGCUUCAAAGGUUUCGUGAUUACAACACAAGCUAUUCUUACUUUGUAUAAGAUACUUUCACGUAAAUAUGAUAAGUUUGAACUUGCAACAGGUUUAUGUAAUCAAGAUUCAGUGAAACAUUUGUUUUCAAAACUUCGACAAUGCGGAAGAUUUAAUCCUAAUCCAACCGCAAGAAUGGUACGACUGUCUGUUAUUCUUUCUAUGGGUUACAUUCUGGCAAGCGAUAAGGGCAACGUUCAAUGUUCUGAAAGAUAUGUAGCACGACGAUGUAUUGAAAAAAAUGAUUGUAACUAUUGUCGUCAAAUAAUGUUAAAAACACCAAUAAAAGAUGUAACAGCUAAUGAAAAAUAUAUCGAAUAUCGGGAAUAUCCUAAUGCGGACGAAGAUGCGCCGAUGGUCACGAAAUUAGUUCGACCAACAAUCUUUUUAUAA